This is a messenger RNA of Amyelois transitella, 756 nucleotides long. RefSeq lists its product as uncharacterized. NCBI's taxonomy places the organism in Eukaryota, Metazoa, Arthropoda, Insecta, Lepidoptera, Pyralidae. The transcript has 7 exons. The record is from RefSeq and is a predicted model, not a curated record. Bases 1 to 756 code for a protein of 251 amino acids.
AUGUCUGGAAUAGAUCCGCGGUACUUGGCCGCAUACGCGGACCCUAACGCCAAUUUCAUAGCUACUGGCCAACAAAUGCAAAGAGAAAGGGGUACUAUAUCCGCCAACCCGUCAUUCGCGGGCGAUUACCAAAAUCGAAUGCCGCAAGAACGGAAUUCUAUGGAAUUGGCUCAAACUCGUAUGCGCAAUGAGCAAGUUACGCAACCUCCUAAGAUUUUCGAAACACCUACACCAUAUCAGAGAAACUCGCAAAAUAAUUGGAAACCAGUGACCAAUACACCGAUUAAGAAGCCUGAGGCUUCAGAUGUGAACAAACCCGAAAUACAGAAUCAGAUUAUGAGUCGUGGGGAUAAACUUAAGGCGCUUCACAGGAGCGGCGCGAGGGUUUUUUCCGGCCCAGUGGAGAAGGUUCUCAAAUGGCAUAAGGCGCUACAGGAUAUCGGCGUUUAUGUGCUUUACGAGAUCGUUGCAAAAUGCGUCAACAUAAGACCAGGCGAGCCUUGCUCUAAGAAUCUAGUCGUAAGAGACGAGAGCGGGCCCGCUAUGCAAAUAGUAUAUUACGAAGUGGAUUUUCUGCUACCCGAGCUUAAGCCUCCUUGCACUGUCAGGAUAUUAGGAAGGAUGAUGUCUGGCACGUCAAGAUUCCAAGCAUUCAGCGUGCGGCCGGCGACAGGCGACGACGCGGCGGCCCUGCCACGUCGUGCGGCCGUCGCCGCGCAUCACGUCUCUAAACUUUGUAAAGAGUAUACGGUUUAA